This is a messenger RNA of Penicillium odoratum, 1203 nucleotides long. RefSeq names its product NAD(P)-dependent alcohol dehydrogenase. The coding region runs from base 1 to 1203 and encodes 400 amino acids. Gene Ontology annotation, molecular function: zinc ion binding; L-iditol 2-dehydrogenase (NAD+) activity. The record is from RefSeq and is a predicted model, not a curated record. Gene Ontology annotation, biological process: D-sorbitol catabolic process. NCBI's taxonomy places the organism in Eukaryota, Fungi, Ascomycota, Eurotiomycetes, Eurotiales, Aspergillaceae. The transcript is spliced from 2 exons.
AUGCAGAAUCCAUCCUGUCUCCUGUAUGGACCAGCCGAUAUCCGUUUCGAGGAUCACCCUCUCCCAACCAUAGAAGAGCCUAACGAUGUAAUCAUCCGCAUCGCCUACAUCGGCGUCAGUGGCAGUGACGUCAAUUUAUGGCUUGACGGCGGGAUCAAAAAGGGAAAUCUGAAAUUAUACGUCUCAGAAGACGAACCUCUCAUCAUGGGCCAUGAGGCCUCUGGCAUCGUCCACGCCGUGGGUCCUGAAGUCUUCAACCUCCAACCAGGGGAUCCUGUCGUCAUCGAACCAGGCACACCCUGUCGAAUUUGCAGUCGCUGUAAAUUGGGGAAAUACAACCUAUGCCCCGCUAUGAAAUUCGCCGCCUCCCCGCCUUUUCAUGGGACGUUGACGAAGUAUUACAAAAUCCCCGCUGAUUGCUGCUAUAAGAUCCCGCCUAGUGUGGGAAUCUCCUUUGGAUUGGACGAAGCUGUGCUCAUUGAGCCGCUCGCAGUGGCUGUUCAUGCUGUUCGCCGGGUGUGCGUGCAGCCGGGCGAUAAGGUAGUUGUUUUCGGCGCCGGGACGGUGGGAUUGCUAUGCGCGGCUGUUGCAAGGGAAUUUGGGGCUUCGACCAUCAUGUCGGUGGAUGUCAGUCGUGGUAAGCUUGAUUUUGCACACUCGUUUGUUCCGAAUGGACGGUUGUCGUUCUCGACUGCUAUUCCUAAUCAGUCGCUUUCGUCUGAGGAGAAUGCGCAGUGCUUGAGGGGGAUGCAUCGCAAUUCGCAUUUUACAGAGUCGGAUGUACCGGGCUUUGAUGUGGCGAUUGAGACGACUGGAGUGGAAUCUUGUAUCCAGAUGGCUAUUCAUGCGCUGAGGGUUGGGGGGUCGUUUGUGCAGACUGGGCUUGGGAAGAGGAAUGUUGCUUUUCCCAUUGCUUCGGUCUUGGAGAAUGAGAUUAGUGUUCAGGGGUGCUUUCGGUAUGGAGCGGGGGAUUUCAAGAUGGGGCUUGAGUUGGCUUUUACGCGGAAGAUUGAGUUGAAGCCUCUUAUCACUAAGAUUGUUGAUUUUGAGAAUGUCGUUGAGGCCUGGGAGACUACGGGGCGAGGAGAGGGGAUCAAGACGUUGAUUCGGGGGGUUGGAUAUACGGAUGAUUUGGAGGAUUUUGCAUCAGAGAGGAAUGGGACUUCGAGAUAUGGCUCUCGAGGUCGUAGCAUGUAUGAGUGA